AUCAAAAGGCCCUUUCAGCAAAGUUCGCGCUGGUCCUGGUAGGGGUCGGAAGCGUAAGAUCGUCCUGUCCAGCCAGUCAGCAGCAUCAGAAGGAGGAUACCUGGAGCAGACAGAUAUCUUGGACUUCUGCAGAGAUGGCAGCACCACCUUGAAGUUUAAUAAGAAAACCAAAGGGCUUAUAGAUGGCCUUACUAAAUUCUUCACUCCCUCUCCUGAUGGGCGAAAAGCUCGAGGGGAAGUAGUAGACUAUUCUCAGCAGUACAGGAUCAGGAAAAAGGGUACCAGGAAAUCUAGCACUUCAGAAUGGCCCACAGACAAUCAAGAUGGCUGGGAUGGAAAGCAAGAAAGUGAAGAGCGUUUUUUUGGGACCCAGGAUGUCUUAACUGAAAAAGACAUGGAGUUGUUUAGAGAUAUUCAGGAACAAGCACUGCAGAAAGUAGGGGUGACUGGGCCUCCUGAUCCACAAGUCCGCUGCCCUUCUGUCAUCGAAUUUGGCAAGUUUGAAAUCCAGACCUGGUACUCCUCCCCGUAUCCACAGGAGUACUCGAGGCUUCCCAAGUUGUACCUUUGUGAAUUCUGUCUAAAGUACAUGAAAAGCAGAACUAUUCUCCAACAGCAUAUGAAAAAAUGUGGCUGGUUUCAUCCCCCGGCCAAUGAAAUCUACAGAAAAAACAAUAUUUCAGUCUUUGAGGUUGAUGGCAAUGUCAGCACUAUCUACUGCCAGAAUUUGUGCUUGUUAGCCAAACUCUUCUUGGAUCACAAGACUCUCUAUUACGAUGUGGAGCCAUUUCUUUUCUACGUGCUGACACAGAAUGAUAUUAAGGGCUGUCAUCUUGUUGGCUACUUUUCCAAGGAAAAACACUGCCAACAGAAGUACAAUGUCUCCUGUAUAAUGAUUCUUCCACAAUACCAGCGUAAGGGCUAUGGCAGGUUCCUAAUCGACUUCAGCUAUUUGCUUUCAAAGCGUGAGGGUCAAGCAGGAUCACCAGAGAAGCCCCUGUCAGACCUGGGGCGCCUCUCAUACAUGGCUUACUGGAAAAGUGUAAUAUUGGAGUGCCUUUAUCAUCAACGUGACAAGCAAUUAAGCAUCAAGAAAUUGAGUAAACUGACUGGAAUCUGCCCUCAAGAUAUCACUUCCACUCUGCAUCACCUACGAAUGCUUGACUUCCGUAGUGAUCAGUUUGUGAUAAUUCGUCGUGAGAAGCUUAUCCAGGAACACAUGGCAAAGCUCAGAACUAACGUCCGACCGAUAGAUGUAGAUGCAGAAUGUCUGCGUUGGACACCUGUUAUAGUUUCCAAUUCAGUUGUCUCUGAAGAUGAAGAAGAGGAAACAGAGGAUGGGGAAAAUGAAGAGCAACAACAGCAGAAAGAAAAGGAUCCAGAGCCCAGUAUGGUAAAAUCUGUGUCAUGGGAGAAGAAAGAGCAGGAGCCUUACUCACAUACAGAGGGUGAAAAAAAGCCAGACAUUGUUGCUCCAGCCAAUUCUGCACGACCAAACAAGCACAUUUUCCCCCUGGAUAGUCUUCCUGCAAACAGUCAGCCAUCACGAAGAGGUCGGUGGAACCGCAAGAGCAAAAAACUUCGUGAGCCCUUUUGUGAGAAGGAGCCUGUAUUGUCCAUUGAGGACCAAGCAGCAGUUCCCAGUGGGCGAUGCAGUGAAUGUGAGGAGAAAUCAGCAGCCUCACGGGGCAGAUGCAGUGACUGUGAGGAGAAGUCAGCGCCUUUGCAAGGAAGAUGUGGGGAAUGUGAGGAGAAGUCUCCAGCCUCUAGAGGACGGUGUACUGAAGAUGAGGAAAAAUCUGCAGUUUCCCAGGGACAGUAUGGCAAAGGUGAAAAAUCUGCAAUUCCCCGUCGGCGGCACAGCGAGGGUAUGGAAAGGUGGAGGGGGCAGUUGAAAAAGAACACGGAGCCCCUGAAGUGCAGAUUCUCUGAGGACUGCGACAGAUUACCACGCCGCUACAGUGACAGUGACAGGGCAGUUCUGAGGUGUUUUAGUGAGAGUAGUGAAGAGGAAGAUGAUGAGCCUGUGAGUCCUCGAUCGAGCUCUCCACCUGUUCUCACCAAGCCAACAUUAAAACGAAAGAAACCAAUUCUUCCUCGGAAGAGGCGAGUCCGCAAGCGUAAGCACCACAACAGCAGUGUUGUCACCGAGACAAUCUCCGAGACCACAGAAGUGCUGGAUGAACCAUUUGAGGACUCAGACUCUGAACGACCAAUGCCCCGAUUAGAGCCUACAUUUGAAAUUGAGGAGGAGGAAGAGGAGGAGGAGGAUGAAGAGGAGGAAAGUGAACUUUCAUCCAGUGGAUACUUUCGGCACUUAGCCCCACCAGACACACUCAGGCAUAGACCCCCUUCUAAGAGGAAGUCCAAAGAUGAGGAGGAGUCUGAUGACAAUAAUGGUAACCCACCUUUGAAACCAUUAUCUGUGCUGAGGAAAUGCGAAGCCAAGGAUUCUCCACUUGAGCCAGAUACUUCCACACCCAUGAAAAAGAAGAAGGGAUGGCCCAAAGGGAAAAGCCGAAAACCAGUGCACUGGAAGAAAAGACCUGGUCGAAAACCAGGUUUUAAACUGAACCGGGAAGAGGUGCCACCAUCAGUUCAGGAUGAAGGAGUCGAUGAAGUGCUAGCUAAUUCAAAACCAGGGCGUAAGCCUAAGAUUUCAGAUAAAGAAGAAUGUGUUGAGCAGAAAGAAGACCUGCCUCUUGUCGAGGAGCGGAAAGAGGAGGAUGUAAAUAUGGAAGCAGAAGAGGUAGGAGAGGGAGAAGAGGAAGAUACAGCCAGCAGCGAAGUAAGAGCAGUUUCUCCUGUGGAUAGCAACAGCAGUCCAGUGCCAGAAGUAAAAGAGCCUGAGAUAGAAGAGGAAGCAGAUGAGAAGCCACAGAUUUUAGAAGAGCAAAGGCAAUCAGAAGAAGAGCAGCAAGAAUUAGAAGAACAUGAGCAUGACCAUGAGGAAGAAGAGGAAGUUGCAGUAGUGACAAAUCAAAAUGAAGAUCAUGAUGCUGAUGAUGAAGAUGAUGGUCAUUUGGAGUCUGUGAAGAAAAAAGAAUUGGAGGAACAGCCUGUUAGAGAAGGGGUAAAGGAGGAGCCUCAGGGGCAAGAAUGUUUUUUAGAAACAACUGCACCAAGCAGUAGAGAAGAUGCAAAAGGAAAAGAUGAAGCAGAGGCAGAUUCUGAGGAAGAGCAGGCUUCCAAUGAGACAUCAGUGGGCUCAGAGAACGUCCCUGGCUCUGAAGAUGAUCAUGAAGAAGAACAAAGUAAUAAAGAAGGGUUAAUUGAAUUAAAGGAAGAGGAAGAGAUUCCUCAUAGUGAACUAGAUCUUGAAACUGUUCAAGCAGUCCAGUCCUUGACACAGGAGGAAAGCAAUGAGCAUGAUGUAGCUUACCAGGACUGUGAAGAAACUCUUGCAGCUUGUCAGACUUUGCAGAGUUAUACCCAAACUGAGGAGGAUCCUCAGAUAUCAAUGGUUGAAGAUUGCCAGGCCUCAGAACACAACAGUCCAAUAUCCUCUGUUCAGUCCCACCCCAGCCAGUCUGUGCGUUCUGUCAGCAGCCCAAAUGUGCCUGCUCUAGAGAGCAGUUACACCCAGAUAAGUCCUGAACAAGGAUCCCUGUCCGCACCCUCUAUGCAGAACAUGGAGACCAGCCCCAUGAUGGAUGUGCCUUCAGUAUCGGACCACUCUCAGCAGGUGGUGGAUAGUGGCUUCAGUGACCUUGGCAGCAUUGAGAGCACUACAGAGAAUUAUGAAAACCCCAGCAGCUAUGACUCCACUAUGGGAGGCAGCAUUUGUGGAAAUAACUCUUCCCAGAGCAGCUGUUCAUAUGGAGGACUGUCUUCUUCGAGCAGCCUCACUCAGAACAGUUGUGUUGUCACUCAGCAAAUGGCAAAUAUUGGCAGCAGUUGCAGCAUGAUGCAGCAAAACACUGUCCAGCCUGCAGCAAACUGUAAUAUCAAGUCACCUCAGAGCUGUGUAGUAGAAAGGCCUCCAAGUAACCAGCAACCAACAACACAGCCACAACAGCAGCAGCCUCAGUCACAGCAGCCACAGCCCCCACCUCCACCCCAGCAGCAACCUCCGUUGUCUCAGUGUAGCAUGAACAACAGCUUCACCCCAGCACCUAUGAUCAUGGAAAUACCUGAAUCAGGCAGCACUGGUAACAUAAGUAUCUAUGAGAGGAUUCCAGGGGAUUUUGGUGCUGGGAGCUAUUCACAACCAUCAGCCACAUUCAGUUUAGCCAAGUUGCAGCAGCUGACAAACACCAUUAUGGACCCUCAUGCCAUGCCUUAUAGCCAUUCUCCUGCUGUGACUUCCUAUGCAACCAGCGUUUCUCUAUCCAACACGGGACUGGCUCAGCUAGCUCCCUCUCACCCCUUGGCAGGCACCCCACAAGCACAAGCCACCAUGACACCCCCACCAAACCUGGCAUCCACCACCAUGAACCUCACGUCGCCUCUGCUUCAGUGUAACAUGUCUGCUACCAACAUUGGUAUUCCCCACACCCAGAGGCUGCAGGGGCAGAUGCCAGUCAAGGGGCACAUUUCCAUCCGCUCCAAAUCCGCCCCCCUGCCCUCGGCAACCGCACACCAGCAGCAGCUCUACGGCCGCAGCCCUCCCGCCGUGGCCAUGCAGCCUGGGCCUCGUACCUUAGCUGUCCAGCGGGGCAUGAACAUGGGAGUCAACCUGAUGCCAACCACCCCGUACAACGUGAACUCCGUGAACAUGAACACCCUGAACGCCAUGAACAGCUACAGAAUGACACAGCCCAUGAUGAACAGCAGUUACCAUAGUAACCCUGCCUACAUGAACCAGACAGCACAGUAUCCUAUGCAGAUGCAGAUGGGAAUGAUGGGGAGCCAGGCCUAUACCCAGCAGCCUAUGCAGCCAAAUCCUCAUGGAAACAUGAUGUACACUGGCCCCUCCCAUCACAGCUACAUGAACGCUGCUGGGGUGCCCAAGCAGUCUCUCAAUGGACCAUACAUGAGAAGAUGAGCAAGAUGAACUUGCAUCCUAAAAACUGAAAUAUAUAUAAAUAAAGGAACCUUUUAUACUGACGAACCAGAGAAAAUGGACCUUUUUCCAGUUAAAAUAUUGCUGUAGAUUUAGAGGGAUUUUCUUUGGUUUAUUUUAUUUUUUAGGAAGCCUGGUCUUUUAUUUUUUGUUGGUUUUUUUUUUUUUUGUUUGUUUGUUUGUUUCUUUUGGUUUUUUCCUUCACAAUCCUCAAACAUUUUACAGCUAAAAAUCAUUUACAGAUGUUUUUUAGAGGGGAAAACAUGCACAAAAUCUUUUCAUAAUUUAAAAAGAGCCUUACUUUGCUGACAAAGUGGACAGACUAUGUGUAACAGUGAAAUCAUCUUUCUAAAUUUUUUUUUAAAUUUGUCCUUCUCCCUUCCCUGUGCCCCUCUGUAUGCAGUUUCUAGUGCUGCAGCCAUGUAAAAUGUUUGACAUCUCAAAGAAUAACAACCCUUCCCUCUAAACCCCACCUGGCAUUUCCUACUUCUAGAAGGAGGCACUUAUCGGGAGACUUGGAAGGGGACACAGAGGAUAAAUGAAGAUCUUUAUUUCUGCAAGUCAGGAAAAAUUGUUAAUCUUUCAUUUUCCCUGACUCCCUCACCUUCAGUAAAAUUUGGAGUUAGGUGUAAACAAUAAACUAUUCUCAUUGGUGUUUUUGUAGAUGAGUUAAUUGAAAUUGUAUGUUUCAUGC
This is a messenger RNA of Acanthisitta chloris (rifleman), 5699 nucleotides long. RefSeq names its product K(lysine) acetyltransferase 6A (gene KAT6A). Gene Ontology annotation, molecular function: histone acetyltransferase activity. Lineage: Eukaryota; Metazoa; Chordata; Aves; Passeriformes; Acanthisittidae. The annotation marks the transcript as partial. Gene Ontology annotation, biological process: regulation of DNA-templated transcription. The transcript has 11 exons. Gene Ontology annotation, cellular component: MOZ/MORF histone acetyltransferase complex. The record is from RefSeq and is a predicted model, not a curated record.